AACAUUUAAAAAAUUUGACACCUGUCAAUUGCUGUUGUAUUUUCUUUUUCAAAACGUUCAAAUAAGCAAUUUUGAUAUCGUUUAUCUAACUGUAAAAAUUAUGUCACAAACCAGCACAGUUUGCAAUACAUCCUGCUGCUUGGAUGGAUGUUCCAGUAGUAGAGCAAAAAAUCCUAACCUUUCAUUUCAUAAGUUCCCUACAAAAAACAAAUCGUCUGUAUACAUUGUUAAUGAACAAGGACUUCGAGAAAAAGUCGACAGAUAUAAGGCUUGGAUACAAUCCUUGAAAUUGCGAAAACGUAUCACGAAGACUGCAACAAUAUGUUCAUUACAUUUCACAAGAGAUGAUUUUAUACUACCAGAUUGUCCAUCGCAAAAACCUAGGUUGAAGAACACUGCAGUGCCGCAUUUGAACAAUCAAAAUUCAUGGAUAAAACGUAGUGUUGUAUAUAGAGGACCUGGAAAGAAAAAUGUUAUUAAUAGGAAAGUGGGUGAUUCAACAUCAAGAAAACGUUUGAAAAUGAAAAAUGUCUCCAAACAGAUGGAUGAGUUCAAUGCCAGGAAAACAAAACAUCUUUUAAAAUUUCCUGAAUAUUCCAGGAAAAUUUCAGUUGAUGGAAGCAAAGGAACUGUUAAUCAACUCGAACGUAUCUAUGCUAAUGAACCGGAAGUGAAAGAUUUCGAAAAGGACAAUAAAUUUGAAGUAUUAUAUCUGACUCCAGUGAAAUUUGAAAGUUCAAGAUAUUCGGAUGAAGAAACAAGCAGCAGUAAUAGUGAGAUGGAAAAUGAAGAAAUGGAUGAUAAACUCUCCUCGGAUUCUGAGCAUCAAGACAAUGAAGAAGUGACUCUAGAUUCUCUUCAAAUUUGUCGAAUUUGUUUGAAGACCAGAAAGCUGAUCUCUUUAAUAAAACUCCCUUCGUUGGUAAAUCUAUUCAUAAACAUCACACGUAUUAAGGUAGAAGAUGGAGAUGAUCUACCGAAAUACAUGUGUUCAGACUGCAUACAAAAACUUGAUGAUAUUUCAAAAUUCAUCAACAUGGCUAGGAAAAGUGAUGAGGAUCUUAAACAGAGCUUGUUUGAUAAUUACGAAAGAAAAAGUUCAGUUGAUGUUGAUGAGAAAAUAUCGAUCACUGAAGAAGGUAAUUCAAAAAUAUCACAAAAAGUAAUGGUUACUGAUGAUACAAUAGAUACAAUCGAGAGUCCACAACCGAGUGGGAGGAAAGAAAAUAUAUUGAUUGUCAAAAAAAAUGAAGAUAUUUACAGAAAUUGUACUUGUUGGAAAUGUGGAGUACUUCAUGUUGGCGUUAAGUUCCCAAAACAUCUAUCUGAUGUACCACUCUAUAAAAUAAAAUUUCAGUGUCGAAAAUGUGCACUGUUCAGAUCGAGUCCGAAUAAAAACCCAUCCGACGCGAGAGAAAGUUUUAGUCCAACAGUAUUUCCUGAUAUAGAGCCCAAUAAUGAAGAUAGAAAACUCAGAUGUGCACCUUGUUCAACGGAUUUUCCCUUGAGUGAAUAUGCGGAACACCAAGCAAAAGAGCAUAAAACGAAGAAACGGUUCAGAUGCCUGAAAUGUUUGGCUGCUUUUUCUGAUCCUAAUUUAUUGGUACAGCAUUCAAUUAAACAUACAUAAGCAAAAUUUGUAACUGAUAUUGAAGUAUCAAGCGUAUGAAGAGGAAUUUUAUGUUGAAGUUUAUAUGAAGUUUGAAAUAUGGUUCAAAGAAAAGUGAAAUAUUCUAUAAAUUGAAAAAUAUAUUUUAGAACGUUAUGAGUAUCGAGAGCAUGACACAAGAAUUUUUUCAAUAAAAAUCGUUGAUUUCAGAUAUUAUUUUCUCUAUGUUAAUUGUCGGUGAUUAUGUUUAUCUUAGCUGUAUUAAUUCAAAUAACAAGAAGUACAAGAACGGAACUGAACUGAUCUUACAGAGAAAACUCAAAAUAUUGAAAAAGAAUAGUUUGAUAUUGAUAAACGUGAAUGAUAUUGAAUUUUGA
Molecule: messenger RNA, 1986 nt
Organism: Leptinotarsa decemlineata (Colorado potato beetle)
Lineage: Eukaryota; Metazoa; Arthropoda; Insecta; Coleoptera; Chrysomelidae
Cellular component (GO): nucleus
Molecular function (GO): sequence-specific DNA binding; zinc ion binding
Source: RefSeq, a predicted model, not a curated record